CUAAAGUUACGAUGGACUAGUCCAGUUUGAAACGAAGGCGCGCAAGGCGCGCAGAACAUCACGUUACGGGAGAGUCUGAAGAAGCCGGAGGUUCCUGACGCGCCCAAACACCUGGUGACGCCGGGAGACGUCAUCACAACGGACACGGGAUACAUGAGCUGAGAACAAGACUGUGGCUACUACGACUACCAUGGCUGAAAUGGAAUCAUUGGACUAUAACAGUGACCUUGGCAGCUAUGUAAGAAUGGAGGACAGAACAUUCCACGAGGAUGACUGCUCUCGCUACAAAGAUGUCAGCCAAUGUGAUAAGGUCCUUGCCGAGCUUAACAGCCAGCGCCAUUGUGGAGAUUUUCUUGAUUUCGUGGUAAAGGUCCAGAAUGUGGAAUUCCCUUGUCAUCGGGCUGUGUUGGCGUCUACGCCGUACUUUAAAGUCAUGUUUUCCUCUAGCUUCACCGAAAGAAGGUCAAAGAACGUGCAACUGCAUGGGAUUGACUCUGAUGGCUUCUCCAAGAUCCUGGACUUUCUGUAUACUGGUGAAAUCUGCAUCACUCAAGACGACAUUCACGACAUUCUGCAGGCAGCUCACAUGCUGCAAGUUGACAAGAUCACGGAGUAUUGCCAAACAUUCAUCGAAGAGAGGUAUGAUCUGUCAAACUGCCUGAGUGCCAUGCGGCUCUCUGACCUGUAUGGGUUUUCUGGCUUGAGGGAACAAGCCAGGAAAGACACUUUGUCUAACUUCUAUGAGAUAUCGCAAAGUGAAGAAUUUUUUACUCUUUCGGGACAGGAGCUCUUGGAUCUACUAACAGACAAAAAACUGCGUGUUACGGAUGAAGAAAGUAUUGUUGAUGCAGUGAUCCGAUGGCUCGAUCAUGAUCCGGAAAACCGCAGGACAGUGGUAAUCACCAUAUUUCAGGAGAUCCGCCUGAUGUCCGUGAGAGUCAGUACGCUAAAGAAGCUAGAGUUGCAUUCUGUGAUACAAGAUUCUCCUGGAUGUCUGGCAAUGGUCACAGGAGCCAAGGAGAAACAUCUCGCUGGCGCCACUUUGUGGCAAGUAAGUGCAGGAGCAGAGUUAGAUGAGCCCAAAGUUAGACAAAGACUCGGUACCUCAGACGACCUGGCAUUUCUUGUUGGUGGUUGCAUGAUAGGAGAGGGAAGUGAUGCUGGACUGAUGACACCCUUGCAAAGUGUGAUGUGCUUGGAUCCGGACACUGAGCAAUACUACCUUGUCACUGCCCUACCAAUGCACAUUACAGGCUAUAUGAGUGUCACAAGUGCAGAAAGAUGCCUGUAUGUGACAGGUGGGCGUGCCUAUCCUUUGCCCUACGCCCCUGACAGUGUACCAUUGAGGCAGGCAUUUUGGUACGACUUCGUCACAAACGCUUGGACAAAGUUACCCGACAUGCCUCUGGGUAGGGCAGGACACCAGUCAGUCGUCGCUGAUGGGAAACUGUUCCUGGUUGGAGGCGACAUUGACAACACGUCUACAUUCAGCAUGGAUUGUUACGAUCUUAAAGAACAAGCUUGGAUCGUGCCACCCACGUUGCCAGAAAUAGCCUCUUUAGACUUAACUGUAACAGCCUGCAACGUGUUUUCGUGA
This is a messenger RNA of Branchiostoma floridae (Florida lancelet), 1597 nucleotides long. RefSeq names its product kelch-like protein 24. The record is from RefSeq and is a predicted model, not a curated record. The transcript has 3 exons. The coding region runs from base 191 to 1597 and encodes 468 amino acids. NCBI's taxonomy places the organism in Eukaryota, Metazoa, Chordata, Leptocardii, Amphioxiformes, Branchiostomatidae. Gene Ontology annotation, molecular function: protein binding.